Messenger RNA from Stegastes partitus (bicolor damselfish), 2652 nucleotides. It is a transcript of the gene pdcd2l, whose product is annotated as programmed cell death 2-like. The coding region runs from base 1112 to 2197 and encodes 361 amino acids. Gene Ontology annotation, biological process: apoptotic process. The transcript has 2 exons. Gene Ontology annotation, cellular component: cytoplasm. The record is from RefSeq and is a predicted model, not a curated record. NCBI's taxonomy places the organism in Eukaryota, Metazoa, Chordata, Actinopteri, Pomacentridae.
UAUUUUUCACUUUUUCCUUCUUUAGAAACUCUUGUGUGUUUUUGGCAGUGUGAUUUGGAUCGUGAUCAUGCUGGGAUGUUCAGCUUCUGCAGAAUGGAAGUCAUCUAGUCAGCCACUAUUUCAGUGUCCUGACAGGUAUCCACGGAGUGUCCAGAAAGGUCCUCAACACCUUCUGCCCUCAUGCAGCCCCAUAUCAUCAUACUGCCACCUCCGUGCUUCACUGUCAGGACGAUACAUCCGUCCUGGACGUGUUUGCACCAAACACGCUGGACCCAGUCUGAGCCGAACAACUUUUUCUUGUCUCAUCUAUUAAAAAAAUGUGCUUCCAUUAUUAACCAAUAUUUUAUCGAGCAAUUUUUAAUCUCACAGGUUUGUGCUGACCAGCAAGUGAGGGUGUUUUUUCUUGGAAAUUGUCCAUAGACACUGAUGUUAUAAUAUUCUUCAAACUGUCUUGCAAAGCCCAGUUUCCAGUAGAGGAAUACUGAUGUGGACGCAGACUGGUGCUGGUACUGAGCAGGUCUCUGGGGUAGGAAGGAUGCUCAUGGAAGUGUGAAUGCCUUGUGUCUUCUCCUCAGUCUCCUUAAAGGUAAACCAGGCCUGUAUCAAGACUCCCCGACGUGUUACAGACGUUCAUUGAAUCUGAAGAGACGUUUACAUGAUCAGCUCUGUAUGUGGCUGUAGGAACCAUGUAGACACACAGUAAAGUCACUGCUGCACAUCUCCUGCUGUCAGACUGGAGAGUCUCCUGAACCAAGAAUAUUCUGUUUUUGCUUUUAGGACAAAUGCAACUUUUUUAAUAUCUACAUAUUGAUUCAUUGCAGUGCAGGUGAAACUGCACAAACAGAGAUGCUGUGCUUUAAGACUCACAUGGUUUGAGGUCCGACCACAGACUGUAUGGGUCCGGUAGGAACUUUUGUCUGUCUGGUUUAGAAGCGUAUCCGUUAUACAUGUAUUUAUGGUGCUUUGCUCUAACACGGCCUGUCCGGUCCGUUCAGGGCUCUGCUGCCUGGUACCGACGUGUUGGCAUGUGUGCAUCUUUAUUUAACCACUUGUUUCCAGCCGGGCUUGUUUUGGUGAGGGACCUCGGGCUAGCUUCUCUGAUCCACGUGUGAUGGCCGCGGCGGCUCCGGAGCUCCGUCUGCUCGGGCUGAGCGACGGAGAGCUGGACUCCAGGAGACACCGGUCCUCCUACCGCACCAACAAAGUCGGGGGUCAGCCGGACUGGCCGCCGCUGCUUUCCCGGCCGUCUCCCCGCUGUGCUGGCUGCGGAGCUCCGCUGGCGCUGGUGGUGCAGGUGUACUGCCCGCUGGAGGACUCCCCCUACCACCGGACCCUGCACCUAUUCGCCUGUGCAGCCGCUGGAUGCAGCGGCCGCUCGGAGUGUUGGCUGGUACUCCGCUCUCAGGCUCUGGACGAGGAGCCGGCGGACACUCCCGCCCGGCCGGCCGUGGCUCAGGAAGCUCUGUCGGCCACGGAUUGGUGUGACACCGCUGAUGACUGGGGGAUGGAGGGGGAGGACGGCGGCGAUGGAUGGGGAGGAGACGUGCAACAGGACGUCCAGGUUCAGGAGGAGGCAGCAGUUCCUGAGACAGAAGUCACUGAGGUGGACAUCAGCGGCGGCCUGCAGGACCUUCGUCUGACAGAACCUCAGGAGGAUGUCCCCGUCUUCUGUCCCUUCUUCAUCAGCGUGGUGGAGGAGUCGGAUGUUGGGUGGGAGGAGGAUGGCCUGGAGCACGCUCAGCAGCUACUGAGAGAGUACCAGAGGAGAGAGGGGGUGGAGGUGGGAGAGCUGGAGGAGAGUGGGGGCAGCCGGGAGGAGAAGUAUGAGAAGACCAGAGCCCGACACGGAGACGUCGUCUUCUCCAGGUUCAUGAAGAAGAUCUCACUGUGUCCACAGCAGAUCCUGUGCUACUGCCGUGGCGGGAACCCGCUCUUCAUCUCUGAGCCACCAUCCAAUAUGGCUCAGCUGGUUUCAGUGUGCAGCUCCUGCGGAGGACCCAGGACCUUCGAGCUGCAGCUGAUGCCCGCCCUGGUGAGCCUAUUGCAGAGGAAGGACAGCAGUGCAGAGGCAGAGCUGGAGUUUGGGACGGUGCUGAUUUACACCUGCACUAAGAGCUGCUGGACGCCUGGAUCACACACUCCAGUGAAGGAGUUCUGCUUUGUUCAAACAGACCCGGACCAGCAGCUCUUUAAAUGACUGAACGGGGCGACAAGUCCGAUCCUCACCGAGUCCUUUAAAACUCACCUGUUAUAGAAGACACGACAUGCUUUUUUAUCAGACACUGACAUGUAACACUCUUGUGUCUGACUGCUGUUCAUGGACAGAGAACGCUCUGGGCGUCUUGAUUGCAACCUUACCUCCACCUCCUCUUCCAGCUGACGGUGUUUCUGCCUGGUUCAUUUGUAGAAAAUAAUGUUGCCUUCAAAUAGAACAGUGACAUCUUCUGUCCUUAGCUUGUCGGUGUCCACCUCUGUAACCCAGGUGCUUUAUAAGGAGAACAUGAACCUGUGCAGAGCAGCGGUCUGCCAGUGGGAUUUAAUAUUUAACAUUAUCAGCUCCUCCUGUUUAUUGCUGCUGGUACAUAUUACCAGCUGUUACCUUUAACCUGGAUGUCCUGAAAUGUUGCUGCACUAAACAACAUAUCACAGGUG